GGAGUCGAGCUGUUGAGUUGCAGCCACGAGGUGUGGGCUGAGAAAGGAAUAAGAAUGUGGAAUAAUCUGCUAACGUUGAGUUUUUGGCAGAAGCUUGCGUCUGUGCAAGAUAAUUGUGAUGGUGCAUUGGUAUCUACCUUACCUUCAUCAGCCUUUACCAGUUCUUCUGAGUUCUUCAGUACUCACAGUCCCAGCUUUGCAAAGCUCAACAGGCGAGAUGGAGCUGGAGGCUGGUCCCCUCUGGACUCCAAUGAGCAGCAGUGGCUCCAGGUUGAUCUCGGAGACAGAGUGGAGAUUGUUGGGGUCGCUACCCAGGGCAGGUAUGGGAGCUCCGACUGGGUAACCAGCUACACGCUGAUGUUCAGCGACACCGGCCGCAACUGGAAGCAGUACAGAAAAGACGACACCGUCUGGGUUUUCACAGGGAACAGCAAUGCUGACAGUGUGGUUCACCACAAACUCCUGCACUCCAUGAAAGCUCGCUUCUUGCGCUUCGUCCCUCUGAAGUGGAAUGUCGGUGGUCACAUAGGGCUGAGAGUGGAGGUCUUCGGCUGCUCCUAUAAGUCAGAUAUUGCAGACUUCGAUGGCAGAAGUUCCCUCCUCUACAGGUUCAAUCAGAAGCUUAUGAGCACGUUCAAAGAUGUGGUUUCCUUAAAGUUCAAGAGCAUGCAGGAGGAUGGAGUCUUAUUCCACGGAGAAGGACAACGUGGAGACUAUAUUACCCUGGAAUUGCAGAAAGGGAAGCUCUCCUUGCACAUCAACCUGGGGGACUCCAACCUGCAUUUCACUAACAGCCACACAUCCGUCACCCUGGGCAGCCUCCUAGAUGACCAACACUGGCACUCGGUUCUCAUAGAGCGCUUCAACAAGCAGGUGAACUUCACAGUGGACAAGCAUACUCAGCAUUUUCGAACGAAGGGGGACUCGGAUCAUUUAGAUAUCGAUUACGAGCUCAGCUUUGGAGGCAUUCCUGUCCCAGGGAAACCAGGAACCUUUCAGAGGAAAAACUUCCAUGGCUGCAUUGAGAACCUUUAUUACAAUGGAGUCAAUAUAAUUGACCUGGCAAAAAGGCGCAAACCUCAGAUCUAUACUGUGGGGAAUGUGACCUUUUCCUGCUCAGAACCACAAAUUGUUCCCAUCACGUUUGUCAGCUCCAGUAGAAGCUACUUGUUACUGCCUGGCACUCCUCAAAUUGAUGGGUUGUCAGUCAGUUUUCAGUUUCGAACAUGGAAUAAAGAUGGCUUACUCCUGUCCACUGAAUUGUCUGAAAAUUCAGGAUCUCUUUUGGUUUACCUCCACGGUGGGAGAUUGACACUUCUUAUUCAGAAAGUGGCAGAAGACCCAGUGGAAAUCAGUGAAGGCACCAAUCUCCAUGAUGGGCUUUGGCAUUCACUUAACAUCAACGCCAGAAGACAUCGCAUUACCCUGACACUGGAUAACAAUGCUGCCACUGCUAGCCAUGCAACCACUGUCUCAAGAAUCUACUCAGGGAACAGCUACUAUUUUGGAGGGUGCCCUGACAACUUCACUGAUUCCCAAUGUUUAAAUCCUAUUACUGCUUUUCAAGGCUGUAUGAGGCUCAUCUUUAUUGAUAACCAGCCCAAGGACCUCAUUUUAGUUCAGCAAGGCUCCCUGGGGAAUUUUAGUGAUUUACACAUUGAUCUGUGUGACAUCAAAGACAGAUGUUUGCCUAACUACUGUGAACACGGAGGAAAAUGCUCUCAGUCCUGGACCACAUUUUACUGUGACUGUAAUGACACAAGUUACAUGGGGGCGACCUGUCAUAACUCUAUCUAUGAGCAGUCAUGUGAGGCUUACCGGCACCAAGGGAAGACAUCAGAUUUCUUCUACAUUGAUUCUGAUGGAAGUGGACCACUUGGACCGCUCCGGGUUUUUUGCAAUAUAACAGAAGACAAGAUCUGGACUGCCGUGCAGCACAACAACACAGGGCUAACCAGAGUUCAAGGAGCUGGUCCAGAGAAGCCCUACACCAUGUCCUUUAACUACAACAGCAGCGCAGAGCAGCUUGAAGCUGUGAUAAACAGUGCAGAGUACUGCGAGCAGGAGGCAGCCUACCACUGCAAAAAGUCACGUCUCCUCAACACCCCGAAUGGAAUACCAUUUGCUUGGUGGGUUGGACGUGCCAAUGAAAAGCAUCUUUACUGGGGAGGAUCACUUCCGGGCAUUCAGCAGUGUGCAUGUGGACUGGAAGAAAGUUGUCUGGAUAUGAGAUAUUUUUGCAACUGUGACGCAGAUAGAGAAGAAUGGACAAAUGAUACCGGCCUUCUUGCUUUCAAAGACCAUUUGCCUGUAACUCAGAUAGUGAUCACUGACACAAACAGAUCAAAUUCUGAGGCUGCUUGGAAAAUCGGUCCUUUGCAUUGCUAUGGAGACAGGCAGUUCUGGAACGCCGCUUCCUUCAACACAGAGGCUUCCUACCUGCACUUCCCCACCUUCCACGCUGAGGUCAGCGCAGACAUCUCCUUCUUCUUCAAAACUACGUCUCUCUCUGGAGUGUUCUUGGAAAACCUUGGGAUGAAAGACUUCAUACGAGUUGAAAUAAGAUCCCCCAAAGAGAUCACCUUCUCCAUAGAUGUUGGGAACGGCCCCACAGAAGCAACUGUGCAGUCUCCCACACCCUUGAAUGACAAUCAGUGGCACUAUGUCCGAGCAGAGCGGAACCUCAAGCAAACCAGUCUCCAGGUGGACAACCUCCCCAAGAAGGUCCUGGAGGCACCUGCAGAGGGGCACUUUCGGUUGCAGCUCAACAGCCAAUUAUUUGUAGGAGGAACAGCUUCCAGACAAAAGGGCUUUUUGGGAUGUAUUCGAUCUCUGCACUUAAACGGACAGAAACUUGACCUUGAAGAAAGAGCUAAAAUGACUCCUGGUGUUAAACCCGGAUGUCCAGGGCACUGCAGUAGUUACGGUAACCUGUGCCAUAAUGGAGGAAAAUGCGUGGAGAAGUAUAAUGGGUAUUCUUGUGAUUGCACCAGCUCAGCCUAUGAAGGGCCCUUCUGCAAGGAAGAGGUUUCUGCUUUAUUUGAAGCUGGCACUUCUAUUACCUAUAUUUUCCAAGAACCUUAUCCUGUCACGAAAAAUGCAAGCACUUCAAGUUCUGCCAUUUAUGCGGAUGCCAUCACGUCCAAGGAAAAUAUUGCAUUUAGCUUUCUUACGGCACACGCUCCAAGCCUUCUGCUGUACAUCAACACCUACUUCCAUGAAUAUUUGGCUGUGAUUCUCUCCAAGAACGGAAGUUUACAGGUUCGAUACAAGUUGAGUAAGGAUGGACUGCUCAUCUUCACAAUCGACUCUGGAAAUUUUGCUAACAGAGAGAUGCAUCAUGUGAAGAUAAACAGAGAAGGCAGAGAGCUCAUCAUUCAGGUUGAUCAAGUCAUCAAACUCAAGCACAACUUUUCUGAGAUUGAUUUUAAGGCCAUCAAAUCACUUACUUUGGGCAAGGUCACAGAUAGUUUACCGCUGGACCCUGAAGUCUCAAAGGCAAACGCCUAUGGUUUCACUGGCUGCAUGUCCUCUGUUUGGUAUAACCAUGUUGCUCCCCUGAAAGCUGCCUUACGCCAUCCCAGCAUUGCUCCCGUGACUGUCAAGGGUUCCUUGACUGAAUCCAGCUGUUCAUCCCUAAUGGAAACUGAUGUGAACACAGCAACCACAAUAUAUUCCUCUUCAGAUCCUUUUGGGAAGACAGAUGAAAGGGAGCCUCUCACCAAUGCGGUCAGAAGCGAUUCUGCUGUGAUUGGAGGUGUAAUAGCAGUUGUGAUAUUCAUCAUCUUUUGCAUCAUCGCCAUCAUGAGCAGAUUCCUCUAUCAGCACAAACAGGCACAUCGAAGUAGCCAAACAAAGGAGAAGGAAUACCCAGAAAAUCUUGAGAGCUCUUUUAAAGCUGACAUUGACUUGCAGAACACAGUGAGCGAGUGCAAACGAGAAUAUUUCAUUUGAUGGACAAUGCAAUUUCUUUUUACUCUUACUCCCCUAAACUUCCUUCCUCCCUUCCUUUCUUCCCCCUACUCUUCCUUCCCCUCCCCCCCCUUCUUUUUUUUAAACAUUCAUUUUUUUGCUUAAUUUAUUUUUUAUUUGGGAAAGAUCACCCUGCAAAAGAAACACUGACAACAAUCACAGUGCCUCAUUCUCAGCGUAACAACCUGGCAAUCACAGUUUACUCCUGCAGCUCAAGAGACCCGUUAUCCCACUCUGAACAAAGUAAGAUCCACACAUGCACCUGGUUUCUGCUAUGACUUCCUGGAUGUUCUGAAGUCCCUACUUCUACUUUUGUGUUUGUUGUGUUGGUUUUUUUUUUCCCCCCUUCUCGAACAGUUAAUUCAUCACAUUUACAAUAGAGCUGGACUAUGUAAGCAGCUGAGUACAUAGCUCUGCAGAUACUGGGACAGGAGAGAGGGAAAGAAUGAGACCAAACCACCUGACCUAUUUUACAGGCUCAUUUACAACAGCCAUAACAAACCAGAAAAAUUCUCUAGUGAUAUGGAUAGGCAUACCUCUAUUGAUUUCAGUGGUGUUACAUAAAUUUAUACCAGUUGAGAUACUGUUAUGAGGUAAUGAAAAAUAAAACCUAAUUAAGCUCCUUCCCCCAACCUCCUGUCCUUUUACUGUAACUUUUAGGCUUACCAAUUCUUUUCCAACAAUGUAUGUAUCAACAAUGAAUAUCAUUCCCAUACACUUCUUUCACCUCCAUCUCAUAAGGCUGGCUUUGUAGACCCAACAUACUCUAGCGUAUCUCUAGCCGAAGCAUGGAAAAUAGUAGCUUGAAUCUCCAAGGGUUUUAGGAAGCUGCUAGGACUUAGGUGCACUAUAGUUGUCUGAAAUGUUAUAAAUGCAGCAUAUGUUCAUGACAUAUGGAGGAUUAUCAUGUGUUGAGGUUAAACACUGUUGCCACUGAGGCAAAUAAAAUACACAAGUAGUAGUAAUAGUUUAAUCUUAAACAUUAUACGUCAGUUAUUAAAAUAAAAUGAUUAGAAACAAUAACUCCAAGUGCUCAAAAAAAAAAAAGCCUGCAAAAACUGCAUGAAAGAUUGAGUGAUAUUUCUUUGUAGAACCUGGAAUAACCGCUCCAAAGCUAAAUAGAGAUUUAAUAUUAUGUCUAAAAAGGUUAAUAUUUAAUCAAGCCUAUGAAAUCUGCGAAAAAAAUAAAACUCCCAAAUGCUACAAUUAAGGCAAUCAGUAGAGAAGGUUGAAGUCUUCUGUCCUUUCCUAAUCGAGAACAAUACCGAAGGCUCAAAUCCUGCCCAUUUUAAUUGUGCUGCAUAGUCUUAGUAUGAGCCUCAAAAAUCUUUUCAGUCAUAGAUGUUGUAACCCUGGGGAAUUGAGAGGUCCCUCCAAGGUGAGGUUUUUCACACCUUGCACAUUUUCUUCACAGGGCUGCUGAAGAGUAUUUGGAAUUUGCUGUCAGACUUGCAGGUUUCUCACUGGAGUUGGAUCAGUUUAACAGCUACUUAUUGCCAUAUUCUCUGGAUGAGAAUUUAGUCAGGAAAAUUAUUGCAGUGCUGAAUCCCUUUCUUUGUCCCCUGCAUCAUUCUGGAGUCAUCCUAGGGUAUCCACAUACUGAUUAUUUUCACAUUGAUUAAAAUCAAAGAUCUGUUGUGUGAGGUUAUGCUCAAUAGCAAAUUACUGAUGAAAUCAGACAAGCAACAGGUGUGUUUUGUGUUUGUUUUUUUCCUCCCCCUCCCCCAACCCCCCUUCCCAGGCACUAUACUGGUCACAGAGUUCUUUUACAGGAGGUUUUGUGAUGGGAGGAAAGGUCAGACAAAGAGGAAAAAAUAAAGGACAGGUUGGAAGUGAUUAUUAUCACUCCUUUUGAUGAGAAGCAGAAUCCAAUGAAGAGAAAGCAAUCCUGGAAUGAUACUGCUCUUACACAAAGAGGAGUACGUGACACCAGCCCCAUGACCAGAAGACUAACCAAGCAAUUUUACAAAGCUGGCUAUGCUGAAAUUAGAAUUGGUUCCCUCCUUCCUUGACCGGGGUUUUCAGCAGUCUUUUUGGCUCACGCUGGAUGUCUGCAUGGUAUAUGAUUGAGUGUCUGGGCACAGCAAGAUGCACAAUGAUGGACUCAUUGGCUGUGUUCACUAUGUUGCUUUAUCUCCCACUGUGAAAUCCUGGCAAAGCAAUUCUUUUCUCCCUCCUUCCCCUAGAUAAAUCUGAAUAGCUUUUCACGGUAGGAGGGGAAGAAUAAGCAAACACAUGGGCACCUACACCCAUGUUUAAGUCAUUUUAUUUGAAGCAACCCCUGUAUGAGCCAACUCUGACAACCUAAUGUUCUUAAUAAGCUUUAUGAAGAAUGAACAGGAAGGAGGGGAAAGCACAUUGAUGCAUUUUUGUCGCCCCAUAAAACUAUCUUUCUCUGUUCAGUCAGUCUGAUAGACGCAAACCAUCCUUCUGCUUUGCUACAUAUUAGUUAGUAGGAAUAAAAGCACUACAAAAUGCAGCUACGGAGUGCAAAACGCAGUGGAAUAGCUGGAGAGGGGACACUAAGCAAUGAAACCCAGUCCUCUCAUUUUUCAAGUGACUAAAUCACUUUCAGCCAUCUCAGAGCCUGAUUCUGCUAGAGGCUUAGAUUUCUCAAGGAGGAUCAAGUUCCCAUCACCAGAUGUAGAUACUAGCGUUGCUGCAAACAUUUCAGAUACAGUUCAGUGGCUCAGUUCUGGGAGAGGUGUAAGUGGUAUGCAAUGUGCAAGCACAAGCUGGCAAAACAGUGUGUUGUCCUUAUUUUCCUUUCCCUCAUUCAUUAUAGUCCAGGCUCGUAAAACUACUUGAGAAUUUUACUAUAUCAGUGUGCUUCUGUAAAAAGAAAGAACUGCACAUACAUAAAUGCAUGCACAACUGUAGAGAAACACAUGCAUCUGUACCCAUGGAUGUAAUGAGUGUGAAUGUUUAUAUGCUACAGAGCUGGAUAAAAGAACACUUUUGUAGAGGUCUGCAUCUAAGAUCCUGCUUUUAAAUCAGGUUGUUAAUGAUCUUCUAACUAAAAAAAAAAUAGGUAAGAACUACUAUAUAAGGUAAACCCUUGCACUGUUUAUUUCAUUUGUUUGUUUAUUUUAUUGCAGUGCUUUCCUUAACGAAGGCAUCACUGGUUUACUUUAGUAACAGUUAGUGACAAUAAACAUUAGAGAAAAUAAAUACAAUUUUUCAGAAAUCUCCCAAUGUUAAGACUGCCUUCAUUUCCCAUAGUUCAAUUAAACCUUCCCCCCCCCCCCCCCAUCUAUUGCAAACCGCUUGCGCUAUGUUUAUUAAAAGGGCUUUAGUCCAGAGGUUGGGGGUGGGGGGGGAGUUUCUUCCCUGUUUUAACUGUCAUCCUAGGAAACAGCUUUCAGUAAACAUCAAGAAAAAUACUUUUUAUGUGUACAGUGUCAGGGGCUUAUUUUAACGUAAAACCAAAGAACUCUAAAGGUUUUGGGAGGGCUUUUGUUGUGGAAUAUUUUUUGUUCUUUUCCCUAAGAAAAACCUCAAAAGAAUGUAAGGGGCAAUCAGAAGAAUCCCACGGCCCUUUUUUCUCUCCUAGAUUUAUGUAACCUCUGAAAAUUAUGUCUCCUAGGGAUUUUUAGGCUACCAAACACUGAGAUACAGAUUUAGGCACUGCAAAUUCCUAUUUCCCAGAAAUGACUUAGCCAGUAAUAGCCACACUCUGUGCAUCUGCUUUGGCUGUGAGAUGUUUUAAAUACUACAAGGCAUUUAAGUACCUUUGAAAAUUGAGUUCCGUUUCUCUUUUAGAAAUAAAGCAUUAGUCCAAAUAACCAGAAGUGUAACUUGCAGUAAGUUUUUCCACUGUCCUUAUUCACUUACUGGAGAAAAGGCUACAAGAGUCUGGAGUGCAUUUUUAACAUGUACACCUUCCAUUGCCCCCCCCGCUCCCCCCCCUUUUUUUUCCUUGGCAUGGCACUACAAUGAAGACAAAGCCAAACAUGAUACAGGCUUAACUCAAACUACCUAAACUCAUUUGGGUGAAAGUAGCUUUGAAGAAAAGCCAUUUAGAGCUUCCCUAAGAUUAACUUCAGUCAUGAGAUUCCCCUAACACUUAUUUACAUUAAAAUAGAUGAUGGUCAAAAAAUCAAAGAUGGGAUGUAUCCUCUCUUCUUUGUUUUAACUUGAUCUAGCCAGACUGAACCCAUCCCAUUUAUCAAUCCCUAGGUUUUCACAGCGUAGGCCAAAACAUUAUUUUCAUGAGAUGAUUGCCUACAUUAGCAUUUAGCUGAUCACACAUUUGGGGAGGAACAAUCAAUACAUGGUUUCGCUAGACUGGGGGGGAUAUGAAUCUUCUCAUAAUGAAGACCAUGAACGAUUUUGCUUAGUGUAGGAUUGAGCUCUAGACCACUAAGAACUCGAAGACUGUCUCUGAGUCUUUUCAUUUUGUUUUGGUUGGCAUUUGUUUUCAGAGGCUACUUGUUUCACACUUGUCAUUAAGUCAGUGAGGUCAGCAAAUGUCUCAAAGAUGAAAGAUCAGAGAUGCAUCUUUCUCUCUACUGAUCAUAAAGGGAGAGUAGGAUCCUGGCAAUAGGCUAGCUACUUAUGAGUAUUUGCCUAUAUAAAGGGAUCUUGAACUACCCUUGCAGCUCCCGUAGACACAUCUGCACAAGGCUUACAAGAAACAUGUUUCUUUUGAAGGUGCCAGCUGGGACUGGUGAAGGAUCCUCCUAGUAUCUAAAACUACCCUAGGCAUCUCUGGUUAGAAAAUUCAUCUGUCUGCUCAUAGCUGAAUACAUGAAAGUCACGUGUCAAAGCACCCUUUUGAGUCUGUGGCCAUCCUGUCAGUAAUCUGGAGCUCAGAGAGUAUAAACCUGUCUCCGAUCUAUUCAAGAUCCAGAAUCCAUUCAUUGAUUAGUAUGGGAGCUUUGACAAAUAGCAUACCUGUAAACAGUUCUUCACAUUUCAUAAUCUAAAGCUGAAUCAGAUGGCAUGAAGAUGCCUUUCUACCCCAGUAUGUCUGGUGCCAUUUGAAAUAAACUAGAUUUUCUGUGCAGCUGCAGCUGUGCAGCACGGAUGUGUCUCCUGCCUGUCACGUCUGUCAUCUGCUAGCCCCACACAGAUGUAUUACUGACACCUUUUGGCUUUUCACAUUACACUAAGCAUCCAUCCAGAAGUCACAACUUCUAAAUGAGAUGAAUCCUUGGGAAAAAAAAAAAAAAAAAAUCUUCAGAACAAAAUCAGCCUUUUUUCUAUCCCUGUAAGCCAAUCGGUUGAAGUACAUCCUUCACCCCUGGAUAGCAGAGUCUAAGAGGAGGCAGGAUUUGACUCCUUUGGAAUCUGCCAUCUCCUGCCAUGGUUGUUUCUUGUCUUCGCCUACACUAAGCUUACACUGAAGAUGAAUUUCAAGUAUUGUUUUGCACUGCUAGCCUUUCACAGACAAAGUGUCUUUUAUUAUUAUGAUUUUUCAGAAAGCGAUGCUGUGUAAAAGAGUUGAGCAGAAGCUGAGCGCUUGUGGGGCUCUCUAAGACAAGUGCUAUUUCAAAGCUUUCAUGCAGUUUUGCAAUGCUUACUUAUCAAACAAGCCAAGUAGUACAGCUACAAUCCUGCCAAAACAAAGGCCUUAUCCAGAGCUCUUUGAGGCUGGUGGGAGGCCUCUUGGUUGACUACAGUUAGAGUUGCACCGUGCCCCUUGGGGCUUUCUUGACAAGUUACUCUCUCAGCCGUGCAGUUUCAAAGCAUAAUUUGUUUCUUUUGGAUCUGAACUUUGCUGUGCUUCCUUUUCCAAUGAAAAGUUCUCCGUGUCCCCUUUCAAUGCGAGUCCCCUUCUCUGUGCUCCUUUUGUACAUGAAACUUCUAAACACGCUCUUCUUUGGGGUCUGAAAAAUCUUUUCUUUCUCCCCUUUGCUUGUUUAUUUUGAGCCAUGCCUAUAGGAGUCUGGAUAUUUCUACGUAUCGGUACUUAUUUUUGUGAUCUUUCGCACUAAGUUUCUCUGACAAAAACUGGAAAAAAAAGCACUGGUGAACUAUUGUAAUUUGUAAGCUCGUUAUUUGUUGUUUGUAAUGUACUGAGUGAGUCUACAAGCCAAGCUAAGGAAGGAUUAAGGCAACAAUUUCUGCUGACAGUUGCUCCAUAUCUAGUUCACCUCUGAUUCACUUCUCUCUCUCUCUCUCCUUUUUUCUUUAAACUGGGGGGCUAUUGAAUUGGUGGUAGGAGACAGAAGAACUCAUGUUGCUGUGCUAACUAAGGUUAUUAUUUUUCUCCUGGCAGUCACAGAAACCAGGAAUUUGAAGAAAUGACAUAUUCUCAAAAUGUCAGCCAGAUAAUCAGCUGUGAGACUGUACUCCACCAUGAGCUGUAGUCACCUAGGGAUGGUGACCUGUAAGAGCAAAUGGGGACAAGACCUCACCCAAUUACAAUUGCAAUGAGGCAGUGCAUGAGGGAAACGCUCUCAGAAAGGUAAAGCUGUUAGAACUCAUGCAUGGUAAUCCUCAGGUUGACGUGGGUGGUUUCAAAUGUUUUUUUUUUUUUUUUUUCCACAUUUUGUUUUUCUAUGGAAUGGAAUAAUAGUUAGCUGCCCAAUCAUAGCCCUGAUCUUCCUGAUGAUCUGCAGAAUAUUGACAAUGUGCUUCAGUCAUGGGAGAGAAUAUCAAACCUUCACCUGGUAAUUAUCUGAAGCUCCCUAGUAAAGUCACCAGAGUUCUCCCAGAUACAUCAGAGGAGGACGAUGCCAUCCCUCAGACAAUCCUAACAUUUAACGAGAUGUUGGGUACAAGAGCAGUGUUUGCUUAGAGACUCUCCUCUUCCCCAUCGCCCUCUCACCUCAGAUGCCUGACAGCUUUUUUCUAAGAUUACCGAUUGCUGUUUGCAUCCCAACACCAUUUCCUUCUUGAUAUGCCAGUCAUUUUUCUUUUUUGCGGCUUUCACUCCCACAACCCUAAUGAAAGUCCAUGUGAUACAAUUUCUGCAUGUGAAAUUAUUUACUGGCUUUUGCAUGCCACAGCCUGUUACAAUUUCAUCUCAUAUAAUUUAGGCACACCGUUCUCUGGCAUGUUUUGUCAUUGCUUCCAGUGCUGAGCACACCUAUCAUUAAGAAAGAAAACUGAGGUAAAGCUUCGAUGCAGUGAGCUGCAGCCUUGGAUGCUGCUCACAACACAGCUCAAACACCUGAGCCCACUCCAUGAACUUUCAGAUAGAGGUUAAGAGAGCAGGCAGGGGUUUUGUUUUUUUCUUUUUUCCCAGGCAUCUAGCCAUAAAAAAUCUGUUAGUUUUGCAAAAGAAAUAUUUGACAUAGACCAAAUGGUAGCAAGAAGCUAAACGUCAUAAUACAGGCUCGAAUACUGCUUCGAAACUCACUUUGUGAAAGAAACAGCCAGCUUCAGACCUGGUUGUAAUCCUGUUGAGGUCAAUGUAGAUACAUCACAGAAGAAUUUAGCCCUAGGUUGCCCUAGGCAAGGGCAGUGAUGAUCUCCUGCAAACUGAGCCUGACAUGUAUGAAUUCAAGUCAGGACCUUAUAUUCAUCAUCCCCUACUGCUGUCAACAAGAGUUGCAUUCACUGCAAUUAUGUGUGUCUUCUAGCAGAACUGUGGCUAAAACUCAGGAUAAGGCAAUGAGCUUCAGCUCCACUUAAGCCUGUGACAUGGCUUAAGUCACCUUCAGGAGUUUCCAGAAAUGCGUGUAGGGGGAGGGGUGGUCUGCUGUCAGCCAGCCUGGGAGCCCACAUUGACUCAAAGAGGAUUUUAUGGAGCUUAAUGGAAUCCACAUCUGGGUGCACUGUGAUGAACUGUAACCUACUUGAAAAAUGAAGGCACCCUAAAAAAGUAAAAAGAAAAUGCAAAACAGCAAGCAUCUCAGGCUGAAAGCUAGCUGAGAUUAAAUACUUAUAAGAAUAAAAAAUUGGUCCUUCUGGAGAGGGAACCCUUUGUCAUUCAUUUUACUUUGUUCUACUUAAAUUAUGUUAAGUAAAUCUCUCAGAACACUGCUCAUUUCUGUAGCAGAGCAAAUAAUAAAAAAAGGACUUUUCUUUUAAUGGUCUGUCAAAGGGUAAUGCAAGAGUCUCUCAGUUACAGUAAAAAGCAAAAUGGAGAUUUAGGAUAUUCCCCUUUCACUAUCUGGUUUUCUGAAGAGAAUUCCACAGGACGUUGCCUCAGUCCAAGUCAGUUUUGUAGACAAUGUAAUAUGUCUUAAUACACUGUUCGGGGAUUGAGAAAAUUUAGCCUUAGCUUCUUUUGUUUUCUAUGGUUACUGUUGUACAGAAGAAAGACAAACUGUAAAUAAUGUAUAUUUAAUAAAAAGAGACUUUUUGUAUGAUUUUGUGUGGAAGA
This is a messenger RNA of Gallus gallus (chicken), 12250 nucleotides long. It is a transcript of the gene CNTNAP5, whose product is annotated as contactin associated protein 5. The transcript is spliced from 24 exons. Lineage: Eukaryota; Metazoa; Chordata; Aves; Galliformes; Phasianidae. The record is from RefSeq and is a predicted model, not a curated record. The coding region runs from base 55 to 3954 and encodes 1299 amino acids.